UUGUUUUGUUUACAGUUUUAACAAUAUUGCCAACCAAAACAAUUAAAAUAGAUUUAUAUAUUUUAGCAUAAAAGUUGGCAAGUAAACCAUUGUUUUUUAUUCAUUUCUUGGACGAGGACAAUUUUAAAAUGUGUGGUAGGACUUGUUUAACUUUGGAACCCAGUGAAUUAACAAAAGCAUGUCGUUACCAAUAUCGCCAGGAUAAAAACGACAAAUCAUGUAAAGAAAAAUGUGGAGAAAUAAACCAUGUCACAACUGUUAAAAAGGAGGAGCCGCAAGAUGAAAUUGAGCCAGAAUAUCGUUUGGAAUUUAAUUGCGGUCGCAAAUAUUGUCCCUCUUAUAAUCUGGCACCCACCGAUAUUACACCCGUUCUAGUGUCAACUCACCAUUUUUAUGACGAAGAAGAUUCGAAUAACCACAGAAACACUCGCCUGAUAGUACCCAUGAUGUGGGGCAUGAUACCUUUUUGGCAUAAGGGUGAUUGGCGUAAACAUGGUUUGUCCACAAACAAUUGUCGUUUGGAACAUAUGUUGGAAUCCAAGUUAUAUCGAGGACCCUUUAAGCGUGGCCAACGUUGUGUGAUAUUAUGCGAAGGCUUCUAUGAAUGGCAAACCACCAAGUCUGCUAAACCUUCCGAACGGGCGGCACAUCUAUUAUAUAUGCCACAAAAGGAUGAAAUUAAAAUUUAUGAUCGCAACACUUGGCAGCCAGAGAAUGUAAACCUUUUAAAAAUGGCUGGUCUUUUUGAUAUUUGGGAAGAUGAACAUGGUGAUAAAAUCUAUAGUUACGCCAUAAUAACUUUUGAAUCAUCAAAAAUUAUGUCUUGGCUUCAUCAUCGUAUGCCUGCUAUAUUAGAAACUGAGGAGCAAGUAAAUAAUUGGCUAGAUUUUAAAAAUGUCUCGGACGAGCAAGCUUUAGCCACUUUAAGACCUGCUACCAAAUUGCAAUGGCAUCAAGUAUCAAAUAUAGUCAAUAAUUCUCGCAACAAAACGGAACAAUGUAAUAAACCUAUCGAAAUGGUUAAAAGCCAAAAACCGGCUAUGAAUAAAAUAAUGUCGGCUUGGCUUAAUGUGCGCAAACGCAAAGAAGCCGCUUUAGCACAAUCGGGCAGUGACUUAGACGAUGAAGAACUGCAAAAUGAUCAAUGUGGUGGAACUGCCACUACCAGCGAAAGUGAAUCUGAAUUAACAAUAGCUGCUAAACGGCCACGAUUUAGAGACUAUAAGCGGGCUUUGAGAAAUCUACAGAAUAUUGAAGAUCAGGGCGUACCGACAACCGAUGCAAAUGAGACAAAUUGUGAAAGUGAUAGAGAAGGACAAACUGAUAAUUGAAGGAGGCAGUGCUUCUGAUGCUGUAUAUUUAGAUAUAUGUAUUCCUUAUUGCCAAAAUAAAAUAAAAUUUUUUGUUUUUCUUACAUGUAUGUAUGUAUGUAUAUAUUA
Molecule: messenger RNA, 1439 nt
Organism: Lucilia sericata (common green bottle fly)
Lineage: Eukaryota; Metazoa; Arthropoda; Insecta; Diptera; Calliphoridae
Product: abasic site processing protein HMCES
Exons: 3
Coding region: 129-1331 (400 amino acids)
Biological process (GO): DNA damage response
Molecular function (GO): single-stranded DNA binding
Source: RefSeq, a predicted model, not a curated record